Messenger RNA from Spodoptera litura, 859 nucleotides. RefSeq names its product cuticle protein 19-like. Gene Ontology annotation, cellular component: extracellular matrix. NCBI's taxonomy places the organism in Eukaryota, Metazoa, Arthropoda, Insecta, Lepidoptera, Noctuidae. The record is from RefSeq and is a predicted model, not a curated record.
ACUGUGGGAUUAAGAGCUUCAAAAUGGUUGCAAAGGUCAUCCUUGUCAUCGCUGUUGUCGUAGCCACCAUUGCUGCGCAAGACCACCACCACGAGCACCACCACCACGCCUCUUCCUCACAGAGCAUCAAGCAGCACCACGGAAAAGCUACUGAAAAGCACGUCGAGUACUAUUCUCAUCCUAAAUACGAGUUUGCGUAUGAAGUUAAAGACCCUCACACCGGUGACAAAAAGUACCAGCACGAGGCGCGCGACGGUGACGUCGUGAAGGGCGUAUACAGCCUGCAUGAGCCCGAUGGUACUGUCAGGAUCGUGGAGUACCACGCUGACAAGAAGACUGGAUUCAACGCCAACGUCAAACAUGAGGGUCACGCCAAACACAUUGUUCCCGAACACCACCACCACCACUCAUCACUCAACUGUGUGAUUAAGAGCUUCAAAAUGGUUGCAAAGGUCAUCCUUGUCAUCGCCGUCGUCGUGGCCACCAUUGCUGCGCAAGACCACCACCACGAACACCACCACCACGCCUCCUCCUCACAGAGCAUCAAGCAGCACCACGGAAAAGCUACUGAAAAGCACGUCGAGUACUAUUCUCAUCCUAAAUACGAGUUUGCGUAUGAAGUUAAAGACCCUCACACCGGUGACAAAAAGUACCAGCACGAGGCGCGCGACGGUGACGUCGUGAAGGGCGUAUACAGCCUGCAUGAGCCCGAUGGUACUGUCAGGAUCGUGGAGUACCACGCUGACAAGAAGACUGGAUUCAACGCCAACGUCAAACAUGAGGGUCACGCCAAACACAUUGUUCCCGAACACCACCACCACCACUGAAUUUAGUACAAUAAUAAUUGUUAUUUAAUUUG